This is a messenger RNA of Acaromyces ingoldii, 912 nucleotides long. Its product is annotated as CDP-diacylglycerol--serine O-phosphatidyltransferase. Gene Ontology annotation, biological process: phospholipid biosynthetic process. The transcript is spliced from 3 exons. The coding region runs from base 1 to 912 and encodes 303 amino acids. Gene Ontology annotation, molecular function: phosphotransferase activity, for other substituted phosphate groups. Gene Ontology annotation, cellular component: membrane. The record is from RefSeq and is a predicted model, not a curated record. NCBI's taxonomy places the organism in Eukaryota, Fungi, Basidiomycota, Exobasidiomycetes, Exobasidiales, Cryptobasidiaceae.
AUGACGGCGAGGCCAAACGCAAAGGGCAAGGCAAAGGCAAAGGCGCCCGCGCCCGUGGCCAACGACGCAAACCAGGAUGAUGCCGACUUGAAGAAGUUCAUCGAGACAGGAGGCCACUUCAGCCUGGUUCGGAACUUCCAUCUGGCCGAUGCAUUCACCCUCAUGAAUGGUUUCUGUGGCGCACAGUCUCUGUUUGCUUCAGCUAGAUAUCUCAUCACAUCGGAUCCCAGGCAUGCAUGGACAGCACUUUGGUUCCCUCUCUUUGGCGCCAUCUUUGAUCUCCUGGACGGGAAAGUGGCCCGCUGGCGCAACAGCAGCUCAAUGCUGGGCCAGGAGCUCGACAGCCUGGCUGACUCUGUCUCCUUUGGUGCAGCACCUGCCUUUGCCGCAUACGCUCUCGGUCUGCGUCUCCCCCUGGACACGCUUGUCCUGACGCUGUUCAUCUGUGCUGGCAUCGCACGUCUGGCGCGCUUCAACGUCACCACUGCUUCGAUUCCACACGACUCAACGGGCAAAGCACGUUACUUCGAAGGACUUCCCAUCCCUUCCUCCCUCGUCCUCGUCGGAGGGAUGGCCAUUUGCCUGCUUGCUGGUCGUGUCGAACCUGGAGGACUGCCCAUCGCUCUGGCAAAGGAGCGCGGCGCGCUGGCCAAGGAAGGCUUGACUUUCACUGCUAGCCUGCGCGACGUGAUCCCCGGUGCUAACCUGGGACGCGGUGUUCCCUUUGGUACGAUUGGAUUCGAUGCCAGCAAGCACCUCGCCAAGGGCUUGAGCAGGCUCUCCUUCCUCGACACCAAGUCGGUUGCCUCGUGGUCCCAGCUCGCAAACAUCGAGAUUCACAAAUUGAGCUUCCUCUGGGCUGCUUGGGCCAUGGCCAUGGUCAGCAAGACGCUCCGCGUCCCCAAGCCCUAG